CAACCCAGGCUCCCGCCCCGCCCGUCCAGCUCUCCCGCUCGUCGGUUCCCGCGGCGGCGGCGGCGGCUGCCUGGUGACAGCGGCGGCGGCACCAGGCCGGCCGGAGUAGCGUAGGGUGGUGCGGCCCGGAGACGAACCCCCGGCCAAAGGGCGGCGUGGCGCGAGGAAGGCCCGACCUGGGUCGCGCGUGAGGAGACCUCGCGGGCGCCGGGCGAGAGGCCGGCGUGAGGGAGCGCCCAGGCGGUAGCCGCCGGCUUCCCGGUCCCGCCUGCCGUCGCCGGCAUGAGCCACAUCCAGAUCCCGCCCGGGCUCACGGAGCUGCUGCAGGGCUACACCGUGGAGGUGUUGCGGCAGCAGCCGCCCGACCUCGUCGACUUCGCGGUGGACUACUUCACCCGCCUGCGCGAGGCCCGCUCCGGAGCCUCCACCCCGUCUGCCGCCCCUCCUUCCGGCUCCCAGGGUCCAGAGCCCGGCCUUGGCCUUGUCGCCGACGCGAUCGCGGACAGCGAGUCGGAGGACGAAGAGGACUUGGACGUUCCAAUUCCUAACAGAUUUGAUCGGCGAGUAUCAGUCUGUGCUGAGACCUAUAACCCUGAUGAGGAAGAGGAAGAUACUGAUCCAAGGGUGAUUCAUCCUAAAACUGAUCAGCAGAGGUGCAGACUGCAGGAAGCUUGCAAAGACAUUCUUCUUUUCAAAAAUCUUGAUCAGGAACAGCUUUCUCAAGUCCUUGAUGCCAUGUUUGAAAGGACAGUCAAAGUUGAUGAGCAUGUCAUUGACCAAGGAGAUGAUGGGGACAACUUUUAUGUAAUUGAACGGGGAACCUAUGAUAUUUUAGUAACAAAAGAUAAUCAAACCCGCUCCGUUGGUCAGUAUGACAACCAUGGCAGUUUUGGAGAACUAGCUCUGAUGUACAACACCCCGAGAGCUGCUACCAUUGUCGCCACUUCAGAAGGCUCCCUUUGGGGACUGGACCGUGUGACAUUUAGAAGGAUCAUAGUGAAAAACAAUGCAAAAAAGAGGAAGAUGUUUGAAUCAUUUAUUGAAUCUGUACCGCUCCUUAAAUCACUAGAGGUGUCAGAACGAAUGAAGAUCGUGGAUGUAAUAGGAGAAAAGGUCUACAAGGAUGGAGAGCGUAUAAUCACUCAGGGUGAAAAGGCUGAUAGCUUUUACAUUAUAGAGUCCGGCGAAGUGAGCAUCUUGAUUAAAAGCAAGACUAAAGCAAACAAAGAUGGUGGGAAUCAGGAGGUCGAGAUUGCCCGCUGCCAUAAGGGGCAAUACUUUGGAGAGCUCGCACUGGUCACCAACAAACCCAGAGCUGCUUCAGCUUAUGCAGUGGGAGAUGUCAAAUGCUUAGUUAUGGAUGUACAAGCAUUUGAGAGGCUUCUGGGGCCCUGCAUGGACAUCAUGAAGAGGAACAUCUCACACUACGAGGAACAGCUGGUGAAGAUGUUUGGCUCCAGCAUGGAUCUGAUCGACCCUGGGCAGUAGGUGUGCCACACCCCAGAGCCUUCUCAGUGUGACGCCAAAACCUUCCGGUCAGCCACAGAACACAAACAGAAAACGUGACAGAACUGUUCCUGCUGUUGCCACCGCCGCUGCCGUUGCCAUGGCCGUGGGCAUUUAGAAAACUUGAAAGUCAGCACUAAAGGAUGGGUAGAGGUUCAACCCACACCUCCACUUUGCUUCUGAAAGCCCAUUAUUAGACCACUUGUAAUGAUUACUCCAACCCAGUUUUCACAUCUUUGGUUCAAAAUGGCAUCUCUCCAACAAUUUAAGUGCCUGAUACAAAGUCCAAAGUGUAAACAUCUUCCUUUCCUCUUUUGCUGCUACUAUUGCUUUUGGAAGUUACCACAGGUUGGCACAAACCUGUUGUUUAACUGUAGACACCCUCCCCCAACCUUUCUCAAGGGAGGACAUGUUAUAGCCUUCCGUCUCCUCAUUUGUCCUUUGAGAAAGUCCACACUUGUUCACAGUUGUAGCCUUUGGUUUUACUGUUGAAAAUGGUGGCAGAUGUGAUGGAGGUCUGUGGUCCUGUGGCAUUUUACUGUCUUCUGACAGUGGCACACAUGAUAGCUGUCCCCAAACUCUCAGUGAUGCUUAGAGAAAGGCCCUGCCCAGGGCCCAGCAGGUCAGUACCCCAAAGCACACUGAUCAGACAUCAGAACCCACGUUAGAGCAGAAAAUUUAGGUUUGGCACAUUCUUCAGGUAGCACAGAGCCAAGGAAGGUUUUCUGGGUUGGAGGGGGGGUGGGGGUUGUUUUGUUUUAGUAGAUUUUGUUUUGUUUUGUUUUGUUUAAUCUCUGUGCAGUUUGCAUGAGUGAAUUGCUGUCCAUUUAUAAGAAGCUGGGGUCUAGGAGUGCCAUCACUGUAUCUGACCUAAAUACUUUCCUGGGCAGUCCUGCCCAUCUCUUGUUUCCAGUUGCUCCUACCAGCUGAUGGCAGUGUGCUGGCAAAGAGAGCCCUUUCCUUCUACUCCAGAGUUGUUACGUAGCUUUGCUAUUGAAACAUCAAUUUUUAAACUCUUUAAAGAAGAAGCAGCUAUUUUUUUUUUUUUUGAAAAAAAAAUUCUCUAGAGAAUUUCCCUUGGACAUAUUCAUAUAUCAGUUUGUCAGCUGACUGAGGCAUUCAUCUUAAAGAUCAACUGUUUUUGUUAGUUUUUAAAAAUCAGCACCGUUUACAAUUUCAUAGAAUUACUGCAAAGAGCUUUCUAAUUAAGAUGUUGGGAUAUUUGGGGUUCCAGUUGUUAAUCCCAGAGGAAAGUAAUUUAGCUUGUAUUUUAAAACGUUUUUAACCUUUUGAUUAUAUCAGGUAGAAUUCUGAUGGAAUUAUCAUAAUUAACUAGAUAUAUUUCAGAAUGAAUUGUUUUUCCUUCAGAAUGACCUAGAAUCAGAUGCUACAAGAGGUCCUCAGAGCAGUGUGAAAUUUACAUAAAGAUAAAUUUGGAAGUCAUAGCCAAGUUUAUAUUAAAUUAAGAGGCCCUUUCCAUUAUGAAUUUUUUUAACUUGUAUAUCUCAACAAAUCCCUAAGAGAUUACAUGCUGGGUCUUGAGUCAUUCCUGUUGUAGACAGUGAUGGAGCCCACAGGGUCACCUUCCAUUGUCCUCCUAAGCCAGGCUGUCUACUUUUGCCAUGGACAGUAUGGUCAAGAGAUUUUCAGAGUGGUCACCCGUCACAGCCUUGGUCAAUUCUCCCUUUUUCUUGUGCUCCAUGAAGUGAUAGCAGAAGGACUCUUUCAGACUGCCCUAGGUGGCCUGUGUUGCAGCUCUCAAAAUUGUGAAAGGUUGUAACUAAUACUCCAAAACAGGCAGCUAGCACUGGGAAAGUCUGUAUGGUUUUUCCCACGAUUUUCUGAGGUUCUUUUCUAUGUUGCUAUGUUUCUAUGGUGUUGCUCUAUUAUGAAAUAAAUUAAGGAAGCAGAUAUUGUACUUUAGCAGACAGGAACCACACCUGUUUUUCACACAGGUAACAGGUACAUUCGGCUUCAGGAGUGACACAGAGGUCUAGCCCCCAGACUGUGUAAGGACUCUGUUUAAACACUGAGUGGAUGCUCCCUUACACCCCCCACGCCAGCAUGAAUUAGGGCCAUCUGUGAACUCCGAGCCAGUCACUCCUGCAGGCUGCUAGGGAUGGGACUUCUCAUCCUGCCCACUUUCACAUCCCAGUUCAGUCUUCCCCUUCAUAGAAGCCUCUUUGACACCCCCAACUUACUGAUGGUUUCUGUUUUACAAAGUAGAAUUCAUCAGGUUUAAUUCUUCUUGCUCUAAGUGCGGAUUGACAUACGGAUCAUCAGUGCAGACCCUCACUGCAUAUAGGGCCCCUUGAGGGUCUGACUUGAGGAAGGGAGACUUUACAGGGACCAGUGUGAGUGAAAAGGACACAGCCAUUACCAAGGUGCCAGGAGUCUGACUGUGUUCCAAUUUUCUUUACAGCAUAGGGAAUUGAAGGUGACAGACCAAGUCUGACUCAGGACUCUGGUGUCCACAUUGUGCUGGGCAAGCCCUGCACUGAGAGUUGAGCCUCACAGGGAGGAGCAUGUGUUGGGAAGAGGUCUUUGAUAAUUGUUUUAUAUUGUUCUCUUCUAUAAUGGGUUAGAAAUUCAUGCCCUCUUUUCUGGCUUUGCUAUUGAUUUUGCAUGGUGGAGAAUGUUCCUGAGAGCCUUGAGGUCCAACCUGCAGUAUUAUUCUUCCUGCUGGCCCCAGUUUAUCACACCCACUUUCUUCUUUUGAUUGUAUUCUCUGAAGGAAGGGUUCAUCUGCUCUGUCCUCCUAGUCUGUAGUACUUAUAUAUAAAUGUGUUACGUAUAAUUGCAAUAGAUUUUCAGAAAUCAGGGUGGAGCUAUUCUUUGAACAGUUUAAUGAGCGAAUUCAACAGCAAAGUGUCAAGAAAUGAUUUCUCCAGCCAGGAGAGGUCAUGUUCAUCCUCUUAUUGCCUAGAUUCUCUAGUCACAAUGGUACAGUAGUCAGAGGUGCCACUGGCACCCAACAGCCCCUGGACACACAGCAUUUCCCUGUCCUGUCACAGUAUACAAACAAUCCUCUCGUUUAGGAAAAUUGAAAGAGCAUUUUUGCACAGAGAAAAAGGAAAAAGACCCAUGAAUGUCAUCUUUUAUAUUUUGUUUUCAGUUGGCUGAUGUUGAAAUUUUUGUUCUUGACUUGCACUUGUAAACCAGUCUUGCCAAGAUACAAGUUGUUUUGGUUUUUCACUACAAUUACCUCUUGUUCCUCCUGUCUUCACUGCUGACGUUCCUCAAUGAUUCUAAUGUCUAUUUUAUGGGAAGCAGCCUUCCCAUGGGUUUCCUUUUACACACUGCAGGGCUAUCUUUAUACUUAAAAGAAAAGAAAAAAGAAAAAAAAGAAAACUGUCACUAAACUCAUGGGGGAUUUGCAUAAAACCAUUUAGCCCACCUUGAGCAGAAGGUAGAGUCCUCGUUGUUUUCCUAAGCUCAUUGUAAUAAAAGAAAUCUAAUUCAGCAUUAUUGUGCUACCUCAAAGGUAAAAAUGUUUUAAGGUCUUUUUGGUCCUGAGUUCUACACAGUGUUUGAAAUGUCUUUCAAUUGGAAUUAUUUUUAAAUCAUUGGGGAGAUUCUUAUUUUAACCUGUUUUACACUUGUAUUUUAAUCUCAGAAGAAUAAGUGAUUAGAAAGCGAUCAAUUCUUGCCCUGUAGUAUUGAACAGAUAAUUAAAAUCAUUGUUUGCCAUAAACAAGGUUGGGUUUUUUAAAAGGAAACUCUAGGGCUCGGCUUUGCUAUUGGUUAAUAAAGGCUGACAAAUCAUGUCUGAAA
Molecule: messenger RNA, 5280 nt
Organism: Hippopotamus amphibius kiboko
Lineage: Eukaryota; Metazoa; Chordata; Mammalia; Artiodactyla; Hippopotamidae
Gene: PRKAR2A
Product: protein kinase cAMP-dependent type II regulatory subunit alpha
Exons: 11
Coding region: 283-1488 (401 amino acids)
Biological process (GO): regulation of protein phosphorylation
Cellular component (GO): cAMP-dependent protein kinase complex
Molecular function (GO): cAMP-dependent protein kinase regulator activity
Source: RefSeq, a predicted model, not a curated record